This is a messenger RNA of Phoenix dactylifera (date palm), 2250 nucleotides long. The record is from RefSeq and is a predicted model, not a curated record. Lineage: Eukaryota; Viridiplantae; Streptophyta; Magnoliopsida; Arecales; Arecaceae.
UUUCUCAUCAAUCUGAGGCACAUAUCGUAAAGUAAUUAGUGGAUGAUCCAACGUUGGAUUCGCGCGAAGGAAGGUGAAUCCUUCUUCCGCGCGAAAGAUACAACCCCAACCCUACCACCUGGGCAAGAGAUUCCGUGGCGGCAAUCACCUACCUGAAAAAAAAAUUAGAAUCCGUGCCGUCUCCGUCCCUCCUUCUCUCAUUGGAUUUUUUUCCUUUUCCCCUCCAGGUGAGACUAUAAAGACGCAAGAGAAAAUUAAAAAGGAAUCUGGAGAAGGCGGAGAGAUUCAGCUUGUUGGAAUCUCUCAUUGUCUCUUUCCAAGAAUCUCUCUUGGUCGCUCUCUCUUUUCCAAGAAUUGAUGGGGAAUUCGCUGUGCUGCUCCGCCUCCGGGGAGCGGCUGGCGACGGCGGCGAGGGAUGGGGAUUUAGGCGAAGCACGGAGGCUGCUGGAGUUGAAUCCCGGCCUCGCCAAGUACUCCAUCUUCGGUGGAUUCAACUCCUCACUCCACUUGGCCGCUGCCGACGGCCGCACCGAGAUUGCUAAACUUUUGCUGGAGAAAGGAGCGGAUGUGAACUCAAGGAACAUUUGUGGACAGACACCGCUGAUGCAUGCAUGCCGCUCUGGGCAUUGGGACAUAGUGCAGAUUCUGCUGCUUUUCAGAUGUGAUGUCUUGAAAGUGGAAUAUCUAAAUAGUCGGACUGCACUGCACUUCGCAGCAGAAGGUGGGCAUGUGCGGUGCAUCAGGCUGUUGGUUGCUGACUUCUCCUGUGGAGCAAGUGUUUCUUCAAAAGAUGGUGCCCAGGAAGGCAGCAUCCCUAAAUCUUCUCUGAGGCGUGGUUAUGAUCAACUUGCACUCUCCAAGUUUGUUAACAAAGCAGCCAAUGGUGGUGUGACAGCUCUCCAUUUGGCAGCAUUGAAUGGGCACUUUGAUUGUGUGCAUCUCCUGCUCGAUCUACAUGCUGAUGUCUCUUCCGUGGCUCUCUACUAUUCCUCAUCAACGAGUUCAAUAGGAGCUGGAAGCACUCCUUUGCAUUAUGCAGCAUGUGGGGGAAAUCUUAAAUGUUGCCAGGUUCUUAUUGCUAGAGGAGCUAGUAGGUCGACAGAGAAUUAUAAUGGGUGGCUGCCAUGUGAUGUUGCUAGGAUGUGGGGAUGUCAUUCGCUUGAGCCAUUGCUGUCACCAAAUUCUGACUUUACCAUACCCUUGUUUCGUCCAUCGAAUUAUCUAUCCUUGCCUCUUAGGAGCAUCCUAGAUAUAGCAAGAUCCCUGCAAGUUGCGAAGUCACAAUGGAGUAUGCAGCCUUUUGUAUCGUUCUAUGUCCGAAGGGAUUGCGGGUUGCAGUCAUCACCUGCCACUUCUGAUGGUGAUGAUCUUUGUGCUGUUUGCCUGGAAAGAGUCUGCACUGUAGCUUGUGAAGGCUGUGGGCAUGAACUCUGCAUAACAUGUGCACUCUGUCUUUGCUCAACAAGCAAGACAACACCUGAAACAGAUGCACGGCCUGGUUCAAUUCCAUGUCCUUUCUGUCGAAAUGGAAUUGUGUCUUUUGUGAAGUUGCCUACGUUUCCACCAAAAGAGCUCAAGCUGAACCAAGAACUAAGCCUCUGCAUCAAAUGCAGUUUUGACCCUCAUGAUCUCAGACGAACAGCAAUUGCUUGCAAAUCUGAGUUUUUGAAGAACACAUAAUGUUAGUUCCUUUGUAACUCAUCAAUCCACUCUUUUUCGGUCCAUUCUCUUCUGCUGCCAUCUCCUCAAGGACAAACAGGACCAACCUUAUUGUCACUCUCAGAGGGCAUUAACUGAGCUGGACAGGAUGAAAAAUCAGAUACUAGAAAAAACAAAUUGAUCAACAUUAUUUCAGAAUGGAAGCAGUUGCCAAAGAGAACUUGGGUGCAAUUUGGUCAUAGAUGAUUUCUUUCUGCUUGCGAAUAGUUUGAUUGAUAGAACUGCAGGUAGCUUGUGGUUACUCAUUGUUUUGCUUCAUCAUACAACAGUCUGCUAUAGUUAUGUAGAUAUCGGUCGACUUCAUAUUGAUAAGUGCAUGUCUUUGCAACAUGGACAGUCAUAACACCUUGGUUUCUGUUAGUCAAAAGAUUUAGGAUGUCGGUUUGUGAUAUUUUUUUUGUAGAUUAGUGAAUUAAUUGCAAGCAUUUGAAGGAAUCAUGCGUUGUAAAUACUUCUAUCAUAUUACUUGGGUGGUUGUAAGCAUUGCCGUAAAGAUGCCAUUGAAUGAAUCAUUUUUUUCAUUAGUAUAAA